AGGAGGCUUCCCCGUGGCGUGGCAGAGGGACGCGCUUAGGGCCACCGGGCGCUGAUCACAGCCAGCUCCCGGGCGCAGCAGGGACCAGCGCGCCGAUCCCGAGCUCCCAGCCAGGGCGUCCGGCUAGCGGGGCGCGCCGCAGCUCCCGGAGCGAGCCGCGGAGCUCCCGGGCCGGCGCUGCGAUCCCCGGCGCGCCCAGAGGGAUGCGCGCCUUCGGCCAGAGGCUCCGGGGCCGGUGAGCAGCGCGCAGCCGGCAUGGAAGCGGCCGAGGCGAAGCCGAGCCAGCCAGCCAGUCCGGCCCCAGCGCCGGCGCCCGAGAAGAAGAAGCUGCAGCGGGCGCCGUCUCCGGCCAGACCCAAGGAUGUGCCCGGCUGGUCCCUGGCCAAGAGCCGGCGCGGCAGCCACCCAGGCUCGCCGGCCUCGCUCUGCGGGAAGCAGGGCGCGGGGCCCGGGCACUCGCGGCGGCCGGGCGGGGGCAAAGACGGGCGGCCCGAGAAGAAGGGGAAGCAGCCGCAGCCCGCCGUGGGUCGGGGCUCCGGGAGGGGGGCUCCCGGCCGGGCCGGGGCCAAGGCGAAGGGGCGGUGCCGGGGGCCAGCCGGGGCGGAGCCGCCGCCCCCCCUGAGCCUGACGGACAGCAGCUCGGAGGGCUCGGACUGCAGCGCCUCGGAGGAGGCCAAGCUGCUCUCGCUGGAGCUGGGGCUCAGCGGCAGCGACCCCGAGUCCCCGGGCAGCGCCUCGGCUCUGCCUGCCGGCCAGGGCAUCUCGCCGCCGCCCGACGAGCCCUCCGCCGCCUCCAUGGCCAGCAGCCGCCUGCAGCUCAGCACUUCGCUGGCCUUCUCCGACCUCACCGAGGAGCUGCUGGACGCGGGGCAGGAGGGCCUGGCGCGGGAGCUGGAGGAGCUGCGCUCCGAGAACGACUAUCUCAAGGAUGAGAUUGAGGAGCUGCGCGCAGAGAUGCUGGAGAUGAGAGACGUCUACAUGGAGGAGGAUGUGUACCAGCUGCAAGAGCUCCGGCAGCAACUGGACCAGGCCAGCAAGACCUGUCGCAUCCUGCAGUACCGGCUGCGCAAAGCGGAGCGCCGCAGCCUGCGCGUGGCACAGACUGGGCAGGUGGAUGGCGAGCUCAUCCACAGCCUGGAGCAAGACGUCAAGGUGGCCAAGGACGUCUCUGUGCGGCUCCACAACGAGCUGGAGGUGGUGGAGAAGAAGAGGAUCAAGCUGGAGGAGGAGAAUGAAGACCUGCGCCAGAGGCUGAUCGAGACAGAGCUGGCCAAGCAGGUGCUGCAGAAUGAGAUGGACAAACUGCGUGAGAAUUCGUUGAAGAAAAGGGGAUCUCGUUCUGUGGGGAAGACUGAAAAGAAGCCUUCAGUCCAGGAGGACAGCGCAGACCUAAAGUGUCAGCUGCAUUUUGCGAAAGAGGAGUCAGCUCUGAUGUGCAAGAAACUAACGAAGUUAGCCAAGGAGAAUGACAGCAUGAAGGAGGAGCUGGUGAAAUACCGCUCCUUGUACGGGGACUUGGAGAGCUCUCUGUCCAUAGAGGAGCUGGUGGACUCCCCUCAUUCGCGAGAGGCAGAACUGAAGGCUCAUCUGAAGCUCGUUGAGGAAGAAGCCAACAUCCUGAGUCGGAGGAUCGUGGAGCUCGAGGUUGAAAACCGUGGGCUGAGGGCAGAGAUGGAUGACAUGAAGGGACAAGGUGACAGAGAGCUGAUGGGGCAGGACAUUCGGUUUGCUUUCUCCUCCACCAGCUGUGGGGACUCUGGGGAGAGCCAGGUGGAACUGAGGCGACACCUGCAGUUCGUGGAAGAGGAGGCAGAGCUACUGAGGAGGUCGCUGAUGGAGCUGGAAGACCAAAACAAGCUCCUCAUGAAUGAGCUGAACAAGUACAAGUCGGACCACGACCUGGACAUUACCCUGUCGGAGGACAGCUGCUCGGUGAUCAGCGAGCCAUCUCAAGAGGAGCUGGCCACGGCCAAGGUGCAGAUCAGUGAGCUCAGCGGCAAGGUGAAGAAGCUGCAGUACGAGAACCGCGUGCUGCUCUCUAACCUUCAGCGCUGCGACCUGGCCUCCUGCCAGACCACGAGGCCGAUGAUGGAGACCGACGCUGAGGCUGGCGAUUCUGCGGACUGCAUCCCCACCCCUCUCUGGAGAGAGGUGCCCAUUGGAGGAGAGAAUGAUGCCAAGGACCGCCCUGAGAGAGGGCCCAGCAAUGGCAACGGGAAGUCUCAGGACAACAGCCCCACCCGGCUGUUCAAAUCCAAGGACUUGGAGACUCUGCUCGGCAUCCGGGACCAGGCCGCACUUGUUAGCAAAGCCAUCGACGUCUUGAUUUCUGACUCCAAUGGCUUCACCUCCAGCCUGAAGGUGUGUCUGGACAAUGACUGCAUGGAUCUGGUGCUGAGUGAGCCAGUGGAUAACAAUAGUGAAAGCACCAGUGACUCCAAGCUGAUCAACAUGAUCUUCGUGAGGCUCCGCGUCCUGCAGCAGGAGCUGAGCUCCUUCAUGAGGAAGGUGGAUCACAUUGGGGACUGCUGGAAAGAGCAGAUGGACCCUUUCUCCUUCCUGCCCAGCUGCGGCGCCCAGGACUCUCCCAAAGGAGCACUGCACAAAGAGCACAGCUCCGACUUCCAGCAGCCAGACUUUAGGGACGGCCCGGACUGGGACGCCGCGGGGAGCCGACCCCAUGACCUGUACUGCAGCAACAACACCAUGGACGUGGACUCCAAUGUGAAACUCCCCAGGAAUUACAAGCCCUACCGACCUGACGAGAACGACUCCUAUGUCACCGAGAUCAAGGAGCUGCAGCUGGUGCUGGCUGAAGCCAACGAGAGCCUGCGGGGCCUGCAGGAGCAGCUCGCCCAGGAGAGGCAGCUGAGGAAGGAGGAGCUGGAGAACUUCUCCCAGAAGAUCUGCCAGCUGCAAGAAGACCAGCAGAAGGCUCUCCUGAGGCGGGAGUUUGAGCUGCAGAGCCUGAGCCUCCAGAGGCGGCUGGAGCAGAAGUUCUGGAGCCAGGAGAAAAACCUCCUGGUGCAGGAAUCUCAGCAGUUCAAGCAGAAUUUCUUGCUUCUCUUCAUGAAGCUCAAGUGGUUCCUCAAACGCUGGAGACAGGGGAAGAUCCUUCACAGUGAGGGCGAUGGCUUCUUGGAGGUGAACAGCAUGAAAGAGCUGUGCCUGCUGAUCGAGGAGGAGGAGCUCACCCCACAGCAGCAGGCCGAUAACAAGACGUGUGCCGGAGACAUCUGGACCCAGAACACGCCCAAUGAGUACGUCAAGACCCUGGCAGACAUGAAGGUGAUCCUGAAGGAGCUGUGCACAGAGCUGCGUGAGGAGAGGCGGGGCAUGAAUGAGCUGCAGCUGCAAUUUGCCAAGGCCAAGGCUGCCUGGGAGGUAGAGCGGACUGAGCUCAAGUGCCACAUCGCCCAGCUGGAGUCAAAGGUUGGGAAAGGGGUCCCAGAGCGAGCCCCAUCGGACUGGAAAGUGGCUCUGAAGAGGGAGCGAGAGGAACACCAGCACCUCCUGGCCGAGUCCUACAGCGCGGUCAUGGACCUCACCAAGCAGCUGCAGAUCAGUGAGAAGAACUGGAACCAGGAGAAGCUGGAGCUGCUGGACAGGUUCAAGGACGAGCAGCAGCAGGCAGAGCAGCAAGUGAAAGAACUGCAGAACAAAAUCAACCAGCUGCAGAGGGGAGCCGACCGGUGGGCCAUGGAGAAGCAGGGCAGCAACUGGAAAGAGACGCUCAACGAAAAGAUCACCGACAAAGAGACCGUUUCUGAAACAGACCCCAAGGGAGCCAGUUUAAAAAGGACGAAGUCCGUUUCCUCGAUGUCCGAGUUUGAAAGCUUGCUCGACUGUUCUCCCUACCUUCCAGGCAAGACCAGCCCUGUGAUCGCUGACCACGCACGAGGCAAGGUGUCCCCAGCCACACAGCUACUGCCUAAUGGUAUAACAGACCCUGCAGGAGUCCACCCCAAAAACUGUACGUAUGUGACUACAGAGCAACCUGCCCCUGAGAGCCUGGCAAAAGAGAAGCUGAACAUUUCCUCAUGGGAUUAUUCACGGGCAAGCAACCUCUCUGGGCAGGAUCCGGCCCAGAAGCAAAUGCAGAGGAGCUACACGGCACCAGACAAGACUGGGAUCCGCAUCUAUUACAGCCCUCCGGUGGUGCGAAGACUGGAGGCGCCGCUAAUCCACAAUAAGGAGGGGAAGAUCAUGACUGAGCCGGGCUUCCUGUUCACAAUGGCCAAGCCGACAGAGCUGGAGGAAUCUGACCGCUCGGAGAAUACGUACAGCAGGUGGCUGUGCAACUUCUCCAAGCAGCACCGCGAGCUGCUGGACAGCCGCAGUGCUGACAAGGCUGGGCCCUCCGGCCCCAGGUUCCCAGCCUCCCUGCACGAUUUUGAGAUUUCCGGCAACAUGAGCGACGACAUGAAAGAGAUCACCAACUGCGUGCGGCAGGCCAUCCGCUCCAGCUCACUGGAGAGGAAGGUGAAGAGCACCUCCAGUCAGACCACGGGGCUGACAACCGUCGGAACCCAGACCAUUCAGAUGGUGAGCAUCGGCUUGCAGACAGACACGCCCCGGGGAAACCUCCACAGCAAGAGCUGGUCCCCACGCAGCUCCUCCCUGAUGUCUGUGCGUAGCAAACAGAUUUCUUCGUCUCUGGACAAAGUCCACUCCAGGAUCGAACGGCCCUGUUGUUCUCCCAAGUAUGGCUCCCCGAAGCUCCAGAGACGGUCUUCUUCCAAGCUCGACAAUUCAAAGGACAGAAGCCUGUGGAACCUUCAUCAGAGUAAGCAAAAUGGGUCGGCCUGGGCUAGGUCGACCACAACCAGAGACAGCCCGGUCCUCAGUAACAUCAACGAUGGCCUGUCCAGCUUGUUCAAUGUUGUGGAGCAUUCUGGGAGUACAGAGUCCAUCUGGAAACCAGGCUGUCCAGAGAGCAAAGCCAAGCCAGAAGCCCCGAAAUACGGCAUCGUGCAAGAGUUCUUCAGGAACGUGUGCGGGAGGGCUCAGAGCCCCACUUCUGCCCCAGAGAAGAAAGAAUCACCGGGAGAUGAUGGCACCAAAAAGCAGGAUCACUCCCAGCCGCCCACCUGCCAUCCAUCUGAAAAUGUCUCCCGGAGCUUAAACAAGAAACUCCCGAAGCAAAGCAGCAGCGAGGAGCCCAAGGUGUCUUCCCCAAACCAGGGGAGCAAAGAUGGGACCCCAAGGGACCUGGACAUCACAUCUGUGAUAGCCAAUGAGGACACAGCAUGCGACUGCAGCUCCCAGUCCCUCACCUCCUGCUUCGCCCGGCCCUCCCGCUCAGCUGUGCGGCACUCCCCUUCCAAGUGCAAGCUGCAUCCCUCUGACCCCAGCCGGGUGGAGGAGAAGGCAGGGCCUCUGAGUGAGUGAGUGAGGGCAGCGGGGACUGGGCUAAGCCGUGUCUGCUUUCUGCGGUCCUGACGAAAGAGCACGCUUCCCGCCUGUGCCAGCUCCACCGCAGCCUGCGGGACCUGCCAGCCCUGAGAGAGCUGUGCUGGGUCCCAGUGGGCCCCUCACUCUCGCAGAGACACAGGCACAUGCACAUCUGUCUCCUAACUGUUCCCCAGCUGAUGGGGGCGCUUAAGAAGCAGAUGCUGCAGGAUAGUCGGGAACGGAGGCUUCCGGCAUUAUGCCUGGACCUGGUUCCAGGGAUGGAGGGGAAGUUACUCUGGGCGGGUGUCUCCUGACCCCCAAGAAGUAGCCUGCCAACCUCACUGCUCCUGCAAGGGAAGGAUGAUUCCAGGAGCGAGGAGGGUGGGGUGUGGGGAGCUCUGUGCAAUUUCCAUAGCCCUUCCAGGCUCCUCAGAGACCUGCACUUCAGGGAGACGGACUGUUCCCAGGCAGCCGGCGGGGGGUGGGGGGAAUGAAGAGAUGGGCCCUGCCUGCCCUGGGAUGUGGGAACUGGGAACCACCACCCUGCAGCAGCCUCUGGAAAGCUGGCAAAGCCAAGGCCCCGAGCCUGGGAUUCCUUGGGGCCGUGCUGCUGACAAGCACCCUGGAGAGGAAUCAGCAGCAGGAGCGCAGAGAGCAGCUGGGUCAGCGCUCAGAGGAAAUGCCCCAGGCAUACUGUCACUGCACUUCACAGCCAGGGCUGUGGGCCGGGGGUGUGCCCUGGGGGGCAUGCUGUAUAAUGCUGAUUGAUGUGUGUGAGGCUCUUUCACUGUGUCGCCUCCCUUGUCAUUUUGUCAUCGAGUGGCACUGGCACGCCCCUUCACUGACACGGCCCCUCUCCCCCGCACCUGGGGGCUUUGUGCACACCCAGCCCAGGGUGGAUUGCCCUGCUGUUGCAUCAGCUGCUGCCGUGCUCGGCUCGCCUGCUGUGCUGGAAGGAUGCCGAGGGGAGGAUCCUGGGGGCAGGCACAGGGCACGUUCAGGCCCUUCUCCUCACCCAAACAAUGUUUAAUUCCCCACCCCAGCACCAGAGUGGCCAGUGGCUGAAGCAAGCUGCCCCCCUGGAAUGCUCACCGAGCUAGCGUGCUGGCCGAGUGGCUAUGGGGCUCCCUUUGUCUCUGGCUCGCCUAGCUGGAUCCUGGCUCAGAAGCUGUGCAGCCGCUUGGCCUCUGAAAGCCUGAUCUCAGGAGGCACAGCCAAAGGUAGAUGGGAACAGGAGAAAAUGCAAUGGGGGGGUGAGUAGACUGCAGUAGAGAGGGGACCUAGCAGCCUUGCAGAGCCUAGGCCAGUAGGAAGUACAGCACGCGUUCUCCCUUCUCCAGGGGGCUGUGCAGGAGCAGAGAGAGAGAGAGAGUGUCUGUAUGUGUGAAUGAAUGUUUGUGUGUUCUCUCUUCCCCUCCCCUCCGGAGCAUUAGGCCGAGAGCACUGAAACCCUGGGGACAAGAUGAGCCAGGCCUAUGUUCCCCCGCAGCUGGUCUGAGCAAGGUUCUAACCAAGGUGGCAGCAUUUCCCUAGGUUGUGUCCCACCUAGUGUCUGGCAGAUCUCGUUGGACACGGAGGGUCUCCUG
This is a messenger RNA of Mauremys mutica (yellowpond turtle), 6980 nucleotides long. RefSeq names its product suppressor of glucose, autophagy associated 1 (gene MTCL2). Gene Ontology annotation, biological process: regulation of autophagy; insulin receptor signaling pathway. The record is from RefSeq and is a predicted model, not a curated record. The coding region runs from base 256 to 5391 and encodes 1711 amino acids. NCBI's taxonomy places the organism in Eukaryota, Metazoa, Chordata, Testudines, Geoemydidae. The transcript is spliced from 15 exons.